Syngnathus acus (greater pipefish) is the source of this 7171-nucleotide messenger RNA. It is a transcript of the gene myh7ba, whose product is annotated as myosin, heavy chain 7B, cardiac muscle, beta a. Gene Ontology annotation, molecular function: cytoskeletal motor activity; ATP binding; actin filament binding. Gene Ontology annotation, cellular component: myosin complex. NCBI's taxonomy places the organism in Eukaryota, Metazoa, Chordata, Actinopteri, Syngnathiformes, Syngnathidae. The record is from RefSeq and is a predicted model, not a curated record.
ACUUAUUUAAAGCCAGUAGCUCGGGGGACUUUGGGAUUCAUCUCCUCCUUGUGUGUUAUCAGCAUGGCAGCAUUUCAAACGCAGCAGCGAGUGACAUAGUACAAAAAGCAGCCCGGGCCACUCUGAAGAGGCUCGCCUCCCAGAAUAGCUCUAGCCAGGCCAGCUCUAUCUCACUGAUGCCCGACAAGGUUUGAGCCAUCGCACCAACACCUUGUAGUCUGCCGCCGCAACAGAUAACGCCAUCCGCAAAGAUGGCCGCCACUGGCUUCCGAGGCCCACUUCACUUGGAUAAUGGCUCGUCAAUGUUUGGUUUCGCCGCAUAUGAUUUUUAUCGAGGUGCUUUUGCAAGUAUUAGGCCGCAGUGGCCAGUCGAUGUCCCGCCGAGGAAUUCCGGACUCUGGCUUUGUCUAUUCUGAGAACCCGCGCUCCUGUGAACCGCCCCCACCAUAUUAUGCUCUAACCCUUCAACUUGCUUUCAAGGUCAGAUUAGGCAGAGCUAGGGUGCGCUUGUGAUAAAAUGACCCCAUAAACCAGAAGACGUCAAGCGAGGGCCAAACAUCAAAGUUUGAGGAAAGUCACAUUGUCAAUUUGUUGCACCACACCAUCAUUCUCUCUAUUAAUAAAAAGCUGCGUAUUUAUAGUAACUUGUUUAAUGCCCCACGGCUCCCAAAAUAAUCCUAUAAAGUUGCAUCCUCGCAAGGGCCAAAAUACAAUAGCAAACAUCCCAAGCAACUUAAACAAUCCAAGAGCGUUUUGAAUGCUGAUUGCUUUGAACUGAUGAAAAUACAAGCACUCAUUUGUUCUUGCUAUUUUGCCACAGGCCUUCAUUUCUUUGUUUUAAAGGUACAUGGAGGCAAGUCUCGCUCAGCCUGGCAACGACGCAGCCUCAAACACUAAACUUGCGUCAAACGUUAAAAAUGAAGUAUUCUCGUCUGUGGCUACGGCGUGUGGAGUGCACGAAAUAAGUCAGUGACCAAAAUAGCCCGCUUGGGUUUAGCGCAAUGACAAAAACGUUGCUUUCCUUUUGUGUCAAUUGAGACUGGCGCUCAGCACCAAUGGGCGCUGGAGGAGGCGGCAUAAACUAAUGAGGGACAAAUGUCCACUGCCCGUGACCUUGACGACACGCUAUAAAGUGGGCCGCUCACUUCUCACCCUGCUGUUAUUUCCUCGUGUGCGUCUCUGCAAGUCACCGGACAGCUCUUUGCCUAGGAAACACACGUCGUCUGCCUGACUUGGCCUGGCUGUUGGGAAGGUCGAACCAUGUCCCGUUUUGACAUGAGAGAGUUCGGGGAAGCGGCGCCCUUUUUACGCAAGUCGGAGUUGGAGCAACUCACGUCGCAAACGAUCGCUUUUGACGGUAAGAAGCGAGCAUGGGUCCCCGAUGAGAAAGAGGCGUACGUUGAGAUUGAGAUCAAGGAGCUCAGUGGGGACAAAGUCAUUUGUCAGACCAAAAAUGGAAAGACUCUGACUGUGAAGGACAGCGACAUCCAGCAGAUGAACCCUCCCAAGUACGACAUGAUAGAAGACAUGGCCAUGUUGACGCAUCUCAACGAAGCCUCGGUCCUCUACAACAUGCGCAGACGCUACUCGGCUUGGAUGAUCUACACCUACUCGGGCCUCUUCUGCGUCACGGUGAACCCGUACAAAUGGCUGCCGGUCUACACGCCACCUGUGGUCGCCGCCUACAAGGGCAAACGGCGCUCGGAGGCGCCCCCGCACAUCUACUCCAUCGCGGACAAUGCCUACAAUGACAUGCUGCGCAAUCGGGAAAACCAGUCCAUGUUGAUCACCGGAGAAUCCGGUGCUGGCAAAACUGUCAACACGAAACGUGUCAUUCAGUAUUUUGCCAUUGUGGCAGCUCUUGGGGAUACCUCUGCUAAGAAAGCACAAGGUCCUGCCACUAAGACAGGGGGCACUCUGGAGGAUCAGAUCAUCGAAGCCAACCCUGCCAUGGAGGCGUUUGGGAAUGCCAAAACAUUGAGGAAUGACAACUCAUCCCGUUUUGGAAAGUUCAUCAGGAUCCACUUUGGGCCCACUGGCAAACUGGCUUCUUCUGACAUUGAUAUAUAUCUUCGAAAAUCCAGAGUGAUUUUCCAGCAGCCGGGUGAAAGGAGCUACCACAUUUACUACCAGAUCAUGUCGCAGAAGAAACCAGAACUAUUAGACAUGCUGCUGGUGUCCUCCAACCCGUACGACUAUCACUUCUGCUCGCAGGGGGUGACCACUGUGGAGAACUUGGAUGACGGGCAGGAGCUGAUGGGCACCGAUCACGCCAUGGACAUCCUGGGCUUCUUGUCGGAAGAGAAGUAUGGCUGCUAUAAAAUAGUGGGCGCUAUCAUGCACUUCGGCAACAUGAAGUUCAAGCAAAAGCAGCGAGAGGAGCAGGCAGAGGCGGACGGCACUGAAAGUGCCGACAAGGCCUCGUACCUGAUGGGGAUCAGAUCAUCUGACCUCAUUAAAGGCCUCCUCCACCCAAGGGUGAAAGUGGGCAAUGAAUAUGUGGUCAAGGGACAAAAUGUUGAGCAGGUUAACUAUGCCGUAGGCGCUUUGGCCAAAGCGACAUACGACCGCAUGUUCAAAUGGCUGGUGGGCCGGAUAAACCGGACCCUCUACACCUCACUGCCCCGCCAGUUCUUCAUUGGGGUGCUGGACAUCGCUGGCUUUGAGAUCUUUGACCUCAACAGCUUCGAGCAGCUAUGCAUCAACUUCACCAAUGAGAAACUGCAACAGUUUUUCAACCACCACAUGUUCAUCCUUGAGCAAGAGGAGUACAAGCGGGAGGGCAUCGAAUGGACCUUCAUCGACUUCGGCCUGGACCUUCAAGCGUGUAUCGAUCUCAUCGAGAAGCCUCUCGGCAUCAUGUCCAUCCUUGAAGAGGAGUGCAUGUUCCCCAAAGCCACAGACAUCAGCUUUAAAGCCAAGUUGUUUGAUAACCACAUUGGCAAGUCUCCAAAUUUCCAAAAGCCACGUCCGGACAAGAAGCGCAAGUAUGAAGCCCACUUUGAGCUCGUGCACUACGCAGGGGUCGUGCCGUAUAACAUCUUUGGCUGGCUGGACAAAAACAAAGACCCACUGAAUGAGACAAUGGUGAUCGUUUUCCAGAUGUCCGCAAACAAGCUGCUAGCUUCUCUGUACGAGAACUACGUCAGCUCAGACUCAGAUGUGAGAACCGGGACCAAAGAGAAGAGGAAGAAGGGAGCCUCAUUCCAGACGGUGUCUCAGCUGCACAAGGAAAAUCUGAACAAGCUGAUGACAAAUCUGCGCAGCACGCAGCCUCACUUUGUGCGCUGCAUCAUCCCCAAUGAGACCAAGACUCCCGGCAUCAUGGACCCGUUCCAGGUGCUGCACCAGCUUCGCUGCAACGGGGUGCUGGAGGGCAUCAGGAUCUGCAGAAAGGGCUUUCCCAAUCGCCUUCUCUAUGGAGAGUUCAAACAGCGCUACCGUAUCCUAAACCCACAAGCCAUCCCAGAUGACAAGUUUGUAGACAGCAAGAAAGGUUCAGAGAAUUUGCUAGCCUCCUUGGACAUCGACCAUAACCAAUAUCGAUUUGGCCACACAAAGGUCUUCUUCAAGGCCGGCCUGCUCGGCUAUCUGGAGGAAGUGAGGGAUGAGCGUUUGGCCAAGAUUCUGACGCUGCUGCAGGCGGUUGCUCGAGGCAGGCUCAUGAGGAUGUAUUUGGGGCUUAUGAAUCAAAAGAGGGAGGCCCUGAUGAUUAUCCAGUGGAACAUUCGGGCUUUCAACACAGUGAAGCACUGGCCUUGGAUGAAGCUCUUCUUCAAGAUCAAGCCCCUCCUGAAGAGUGCCGCCACAGAGAAGGAGCUGGCCAAUCUGAAGGUGGAGAUGGUGCAGCUCAAGGAGGCCUUGGACAAAUCCGACUUCAAGCGCAAAGAUCUGGAGGAGCGGCAGGUCAGCCUGAUCCAAGAGAAGAACGACCUCUCCCUACAGCUGCAGGCAGAGCAAGACAAUCUCUCAGAUGCCGAGGACCGCUGCGACCUGCUCAUCAAAACAAAGAUCCAGCUGGAAGCCAAAGUCAAAGAACUCCUGGAGAGGCUGGAGGAUGAGGAGGAGACCAACUCUAAUCUGCUGGCCAAGAAGCGAAAGCUGGAGGACGAGUGCGGCGAGCUGAAGAAAGACAUCGACGACCUGGAGCUGACCCUGGCCAAAGUGGAGAAGGAGAAACACGCCCUUGAGAACAAGGUGAAGAACCUUGUUGAGGAAAUGUCCGUUUUAGAUGAAACCAUAUUGAAGCUGACCAAGGAGAAGAAGGCUCUCCAAGAGGCCCACCAGCAGACUCUGGAUGACCUACAGGCGGAAGAGGACAAGGUCAACACUCUGACCAAAGCUAAAUCCAAGCUGGAGCAACAAGUCGAUGAUCUGGAGGGCUCCCUGGAACAAGAGAAGAAGCUGCGUCUGGAUAUGGAACGGAACAAACGCAAACUGGAAGGAGAUCUGAAACUUUCUUUGGAAUCUGUUAUGGAUCUUGAGAAUGACAAGCAGCAGAUGGAAGAGCGGCUCAAAAAGAAAGAUUUUGAAAUGAAUGAGAUGAGCUCAAAAUUAUCAGAUGAGCAGUUGUUGGUCAUCCAGCUCCAGAAGAAAAUCAAGGAGUUGCUGGCUCGCUUGGAGGAGCUGGAGGAGGAGCUGGAGGCCGACCGAGCUUGCAGGGCCAAAGUGGAGAAGCAGCGUGGCGACGUGGCUCGCGAGCUGGAGGAGCUGAGCGAGCGCCUGGAGGAGGCCGGCGGGGCCACGUCGGUCCAGAUCGAGAUCAACAAAAAGAGAGAAGCUGACUUCCUCAAGCUGCGGCGGGACCUGGAGGAAGCCCUGCUGCACCACGAGGGCACCACAUCCUCCUUGAGGAAGAAGCAAGCCGACACGGUGGCUGAGCUGAGCGAGCAGAUCGACAGCUUGCAGCGAGUCAAGCAGAAGUUGGAGAAAGAAAGGAGCGAGGCCAAGAUGGAGGCCGACGACUUGGCGUCCACUGUGGAGCAGCUCUCCAAAGGCAAAGCUACUGCGGAGAAGACGUGUCGUCUGUUUGAAGACCAACUGAGCGAGGCCAAAGCCAAAUUGGAGGAGCUUCAGAGGCAGCUCAAUGACACCACCUCUCUCAAGGCCCGUGCUCAGGCUGAGAGCGCCGAGCUGGGCAGGAAGCUGGAGGAGCGUGAUUCCACAGUCUCCCAACUUCAACGUGCAAAGGCCACCUUUGGUCAAAAUGUUGAGGAUCUCAAGAAGCAGCUGGAGGAGGAGACUAAGGCUAAGAACGCCUUGGCGCAUGCCCUUCAGUCAUCUCGCCACGACUGCGAUCUCCUAAGAGAGCAAUACGACGAGGACCAGGAGGCCAAGGCUGAGAUGCAGAGAGCAUUGUCCAAGGCCAAUGCUGAGGUGGCACAGUGGAGGACAAAGUAUGAAACUGACGCCAUUCAGAGGACGGAAGAACUGGAGGAAGCCAAGAAGAAGCUAGUAACACGUCUGCAGGAGGCUGAGGAGUCGAUAGAGACCGCCAAUGCCAAGUGCUCCUCUCUGGAAAAGACCAAGCAUCGACUCCAGACAGAGAUUGAAGACCUGGUGAUCGACUUGGAGCGUUCCAACGCUGCAGCUGCCGCCCUGGACAAGAAGCAAAGACAUUUUGACAAGGUGCUGGCUGAGUGGAAACAGAAGUAUGAGGAGUGCCAGACUGAGCUGGAAAGUUCUCAGAAGGAGUCCCGUAGCCUAAGCACAGAGCUCUUCAAACUUAAGAACUCCUACGAGGAGACCUUGGACCAUCUGGAGACCAUCAAGCGAGAGAACAAGAACCUGCAGGAGGAGAUUUCUGACCUGACCGAUCAAAUCAGCCAGGGAACGAAGACCAUCCAAGAGCUGGAGAAGAUCAAGAAGGGUCUGGACAUGGAGAAAAGUGAGAUUCAAGCUGCACUGGAAGAAGCGGAGGGCGCGCUUGAGCACGAAGAAAGCAAAACCUUGAGGAUCCAGCUGGAGCUGAACCAGAUGAAGGCUGACGUUGACAGGAAGUUGGCCGAAAAGGAUGAAGAACUCGACAAUCUUCGCCGUAACCACCAGAGAGCACUGGAGUCCAUUCAGGCCACCUUGGAUGCUGAGGCCAGGGCUCGCAGCGAGGCGGUGCGCCUGAAAAAGAUGGAAGGAGACCUGAAUGAGAUGGAGGUGCAGCUGAACCACGCCAACAGGCAGGCCGCUGAGUCCCAGAAACUCUUGAGAACCGUGCAGGUUCAGCUUAAGGACGUCCAAGUAGAGCUGGAUGACACCGUUCACAAGAACGAGGAGUUGAAGGAGCAGGUGGCCAUGACGGAGCGGCGCAACAACUUGCUGGCUGCCGAGGUGGAGGAGCUCAGGGUUCUACUGGAGCAGAACGACCGGGCCCGCAAGCUGGCCGAGAAUGAGUUGCUCGAAGCCAGUGAGAGGGUCAACCUGCUGCACUCGCAGAACACAGGGCUGAUCAACCAAAAGAAGAAGCUGGAGAGUGAUCUCUCAAUGCUGUCAGGCGAGGUGGAGGAUGCCGUGCAGGAAUGUCGCAAUGCAGAGGAAAAGGCCAAGAAGGCCAUCACCGAUGCAGCCAUGAUGGCGGAGGAGCUGAAGAAGGAGCAAGACACCAGCGCUCAUCUGGAGAGGAUGAAGAAGAACAUGGAUCAGACCAUCAAGGACCUCCAGAUGCGUCUGGAUGAGGCUGAGCAGAUCGCCCUCAAGGGCGGCAAGAAGCAGGUCCAGAAGCUGGAGGCUAGGGUGAGAGACCUUGAAAGUGAACUAGACUUAGAGCAAAAGAAGAACCAAGAUCAACAGAAGACAGUGCGCAAAUACGAGAGAAGAGUCAAAGAGCUUUGCUAUCAGGCUGAGGAGGACAAGAAGAGUCUCAUCCGCCUGCAAGACCUCAUUGACAAACUGCAGAUGAAAGUGAAGAGUUACAAGAGAGUGGCUGAGGAAGCGGACGAGCAGGCCAACACCAACUUGUCCAAGUACAGGAAGCUGCAGCACGAGCUGGACGAUGCGGAGGAGAGGGCCGACAUCGCUGAAACUCAAGUCAACAAGCUGCGCGUCCGCACACGCGACCAAGGUGGAAAGCUUCCCGAGUGACGAUGAGGCCACGUGAACGUCUCACGGACAAGCAGCUGCAACAGCUCAAAUGAACCGUGUACAGUACUGGCAGACAAAUAAACAUGUUAAAAACUUG